CUUCUCCUCACCCUCUUCCUCCCCCUCGCCUUCCCAAACUAGCAAAAUGCACCCCCUCAUCCUCCUCCUUUCCCUUUCCCUCCCACUCACCCUCGCCCAACUCCCCUCUUCCCCCCGUUUCGACCUCACCAAACCUUCCUACGACCUCUUCCGCCACAGAACCCUCCACGACUCCACCGUCCAACAAUCCUUCACCUUCGACAACACCAACGCGCGCCUCUUCGUCUCCCAGCGCCGCAACGGCGCCGACUCCUCCCUCGGCAACCUCUGCAUAACCCAGCUCGACUUUUCCGGCAACCAGGUAGGGUAUAUGCACCUGACUGGCUUCGGCCACGGCGUGUCUUUCGGCGCGCAAGCAGUCGGAACCUCUACCUACCUCUGGACAGAAGUUGACGCCAACUCCAACGGCUACGGCACCCGCCUAGCCCGUUUCAAAUUCACCUCCGGAACCUCCCUCUCAGCCUCAAGUCCCACCCUCCAAAAAUUCAAACCCAUCCCAGCAGCAACCGAAUUCACCUGCUCAAUCGACCCAGUAAACAACCGUCUAAUAGUGCGUUAUCACCUCUCCGGAUCAGGCAAGCACAUGGCCGUCUACACCCUCGCCGCCGCCACAGCAGGCGACUUUUCGUCCCCCUUGGUAAACUUCAAAAUCCCAACAAUCACCACGCUCGGCGGCGCGUUUCAGGGGUACGCCGCGCAUGGCAGGCACUUGUACCUCUUAUGGGGCGACAGCUACGACGUCACAGGGGGCGGCGUCAACUCUCAAGUGGCAACUGUCGACAUGAACACUGGGUUGCUGGUGCAAGGACCGACGUUGACAAAGGCGGGAGAGAGUCUUGUUUUCAGGGAAGCAGAAGGCAUGGCCGUCUAUCGGACGGCAGCGGGCCAGACAAGAUUAUUUUUGGGCUUCGCGAGCGGUGUUGCGGGGGAUAGGAGGUCGAAUUUGUUUUUCAAGAAUGCUACGAUUGGCUAG
Podospora pseudopauciseta is the source of this 973-nucleotide messenger RNA. RefSeq lists its product as uncharacterized. The coding region runs from base 47 to 973 and encodes 308 amino acids. NCBI's taxonomy places the organism in Eukaryota, Fungi, Ascomycota, Sordariomycetes, Sordariales, Podosporaceae. The transcript has a single exon. The record is from RefSeq and is a predicted model, not a curated record.